AUGGUUGCUGGAAGGAAUGAUGAUGCACUUGCAACGGCAUUGACCUUGUUGGCUGGUACUAUUCUGCAAAUGAAUGCUGGCGAUCGAGAGUGUGAUGUUGAUGAGUUUCGUGCUUUGGGGAAGUUCCAGAGGAACAAUCCGCCAACUUUUGAAGGAGCUCAUGAACUUGACAAUGCUCAAGAGUGGUUGAAGAAAGAAGCUGAGGAUUGGUGGCGCAACACUGUUCAAAGAUUUGAUGAGGAUGGCAUUGAAGUGACUUGGGCAAUUUUCCGUGAUGCUUUUCUGGAGAAGUAUUUUCCAAAAGAUGUUCGUGGAAAGAAGGAAAUUGAAUUCCUUGAGUUGAAGCAAGUUAAUGGUACCGUAGCUGAGUAUGCUGCAAAGUUUGAGGAAUUGAUCAAAUUUUGUCCCCAUUACAAUACUGUUAAUGCUGAGAGAUCCAAGUGUCUUAAGUUUGUGAAUGGCUUGAGACCUGAUCUCAAGAAGGCAAUUGGUUACCAACAGAUUACGGGAUUUUCUGAGUUGGUUAACAAGAGUAGAAACUAUGAUUAG
Lathyrus oleraceus (garden pea) is the source of this 549-nucleotide messenger RNA. RefSeq lists its product as uncharacterized. The record is from RefSeq and is a predicted model, not a curated record. Lineage: Eukaryota; Viridiplantae; Streptophyta; Magnoliopsida; Fabales; Fabaceae. The coding region runs from base 1 to 549 and encodes 182 amino acids. The transcript has 2 exons.